Molecule: messenger RNA, 1024 nt
Organism: Ceratosolen solmsi marchali
Lineage: Eukaryota; Metazoa; Arthropoda; Insecta; Hymenoptera; Agaonidae
Gene: bic
Product: bicaudal
Exons: 4
Coding region: 246-806 (186 amino acids)
Source: RefSeq, a predicted model, not a curated record
AGAAUCUUGUAUACAUGUAUAUAUGUAUCUCUGCAAACUACACUUCCAUUUUCCUCUGCUCUCGUCGCUCUCUCGGCUUAACGAAAGAGCACGUGUUUGGCUCUCUCUCUGGUUGCCGGUGUUGCGCAUAUAGCCGAGUCGCCCUUUUUAUUCCGCGCAAGUGGAGAUCGUUUAGUCCGCCAAAUCUUUGUACGCUUAUAACGCGAAGUUUUUCAUCUUGCUCGUGCUUCAAUUAACUCUCAAUCAUGAAUCCAGAGAAGUUGAAGAAGCUCCAAGCACAAGUGCGAAUCGGCGGCAAGGGUACACCCCGCCGUAAAAAGAAGGUUGUACACGCAACUGCAGCUACAGACGAUAAGAAAUUACAGAGCUGUUUAAAAAAACUGUCUGUUAAUACGAUUCCUGGCAUCGAGGAAGUAAAUAUGAUUAAGGAUGAUGGGUGCGUUAUCCACUUCAAUAAUCCUAAAGCACAGGCCAGUCUUUCUGCAAAUACCUUUGCCAUCACUGGUCAUGGUGAAAUUAAACAAAUAACAGAAAUGUUACCUGGUAUUCUAAGUCAGCUUGGUCCAGAAGGUCUAACUCAGCUAAAGCGAUUGGCUAGUUCUGUGGCUGGUAGUGGAGUUAGUAAGGCUGUCCUUGACGAAGACGAUGAAGUGCCUGAUUUGGUAGAAAAUUUUGAUGAGGCUAGCAAAGAAGAGGUUGCAUUAAAGAAAGAAGCUGAUGAAGCUCUUACAGCUGAAGAGAAAAAGGAAGCUAUAAAAGUAAUUGAGGACUCAAAAGAUGCUCCUCUUGCUAAACAAGAUGUUUAAUAACAGUUAUGCGGAAUUUUAAAGGCGACAGACUCUUGUCAAUGAGGUAGGAGAUUUACAGUAAUUGAAGGAUUACUUAUAAUCUACAAAAUAUCCACAUUUACAUUGACAUUACAAAUGUUGAGACACAAAUGAGAUAACUUAACACGCUAUAUUACGAAAAAUAAUGGUUAUAAUGCAAAUGUGGAAAUCAAAAUUUUGAUGGAUGACAUUUCUAU